Molecule: messenger RNA, 389 nt
Organism: Saprolegnia diclina VS20
Lineage: Eukaryota; Oomycota; Saprolegniomycetes; Saprolegniales; Saprolegniaceae
Exons: 1
Source: RefSeq, a predicted model, not a curated record
ACGUGGUUCUUUGCCGAGAAGCCGUGCAACCUCCUCCUCAUCGCGUUCGUCGUCGCCCAAGUCGCGGCGUCGCUCAUCGGCUACUACGGCUUCAACGGCUACUCGUCGGACCGCGUCGCGUUCUUUGGCUGCGGCGGCGGCUACCUGAUCAUUGCGUGGAUCUGGUCGAUCGUGUGGCACUUUCCGCUCGACUUGAUCAAGUUUGGCGUCAACUACAUGCUCAACGCGACCAUGUACGCGUCGACAGCCUUUGACUCGCGCAUCAACGCCGGCCACCCGUCCAUGUCGCACGCCCGCGUCUCGCAGCGCGCGCGCUCGAUCCGUGCGUCGCGCACAGUCUAAGAAACUCCGAGUCGCUUUCGUGCCCAAAUACAGUACAUUUUGCUGCA